This is a messenger RNA of Lachancea dasiensis, 1179 nucleotides long. Lineage: Eukaryota; Fungi; Ascomycota; Saccharomycetes; Saccharomycetales; Saccharomycetaceae. The record is from the annotation of a GenBank genome assembly.
AUGACCCAAACUAAAGACACCUACGAUAGGAAGACGUUUUCACGGCAGGAGUGGAAAGAAUACGUCUUGGAGUCCGCCCUACCCUUUGACAUCGCUGGACUCUCCAGCGAUGUUCACGGCAGCUAUUCGUCACAAUCGAAAAGACCAUGUCCAGAAGCAUCAAUUCCUCAUUUGCUGCUAAACUACUUUGUGGUGAUGAGUUACGAAGAGGCCAGUAUUCGCAUGGCCAGGGAACUAGGGUACGUCACCACGAACAAAGAGGCGUUCACGUUCAACCAAAUCUACAAGAUCAGCGAGAGAGCGCAUGUUCGUGAACUGAUCAAAAAGGGCCGCAUUCUUGAGGCAAUAGAAGAGAUAUAUACGAAAUUUGGAGUUCAGGUCCUGGAACCACCCAAUACGGGGAUUCCGACGGCUGCGGGCUCCACGAGGGCCGGGAAUGGUGACGAUUUGCAUUUCAAGCUUUUACUGUUGAAUCUGAUAGAGAUGAUACGCAAACACCAUCAAAGCGGAGCCUCUCCGGAAGAAUCUAGCGAUUUUAUUCUGGAGCUGAUCGAAUACUCCCAAGAAAGGCUGGCCCUCAAGGCGGAUUCGAAUAAGCAAUAUAUGAAGGAACUGGAGCUUGUAAUGACCCUACUUUUGUUCCCUAUGGAGAAAACUUCGGCACCGGACUCUAAAAUGCCGUUGCCCAAAAGUCUGCGGAACCUUUAUUCUCUUUCUCUGCGUACUAAGAUCGCUGACCUGGUGAAUAGAAAGCUUUUACAAUCGAUGCAUGGCCAAAUAUCCUCAGCCACGAGUAACGGGGAAUUCCCGGACUUAAUUGGUUCUGACCCAUUUCCUCAAGCUCUGCACAGCUACACUGGUAUUUUUCAGUCUAGCAAUAGUGAGGAAGCAGGGUUUGAAUAUGCUGCCAGCAAAAACGCGGAGUCUCAGCAAAGAUCCAGAAGCUCAACGGUGGGAAAACCGUGGAAAGAAAAUGCUUGGAAAGCCACAAAUGAACUGCUAAAACAGCAAGAUCAGGAUAUGCGUUGCGAGAGCGAGAACAACGGCGCAUCCUCUGAGUGCUGCAAGCAACUUGAAUAUGAGGCGAAGCUCAACCAAGUGAUAAAACUUUGGGCCUGGUGCGAAAACCAGCUGCACAAUUGUGGGGUCGGAGUGCCACGUGUAGAAGGAGGGGCCUAA